This is a messenger RNA of Cokeromyces recurvatus, 579 nucleotides long. RefSeq lists its product as uncharacterized. Bases 1 to 579 code for a protein of 192 amino acids. Lineage: Eukaryota; Fungi; Mucoromycota; Mucoromycetes; Mucorales; Mucoraceae. The record is from RefSeq and is a predicted model, not a curated record. Gene Ontology annotation, biological process: signal transduction. The transcript has 3 exons. Gene Ontology annotation, molecular function: protein kinase binding. Gene Ontology annotation, cellular component: nucleotide-activated protein kinase complex; cytoplasm; nucleus.
AUGAUAUCAGGUUAUGAUCGUGGCUUCUUUACAUUUUCAAUUCGUUUCUUUUUCUUACAAAUUUUACGGUUUAUUAUGCGGGAUUGGCUUGCUCUUCCUUUAGCUUCUACUAGUGGUAGAAAGCAGACUAUUGUCAACUCCAAUAAUAAGGAAAUCCCGAGUGAAGAUGAUGAAAGCCUAAAGAAGGUAGUUACGAAAGAAGACGUUGAUAAUAAAGAAGAGUUGAUGACUACGGAUGAAAUGAAAAAUAACGAGGCAUCGGAUAUGAUAUCAGCACGUAGUCAUUCUUUAUCCAAUGAUUCAACAUCUGUGACUACUACUGCUGAUCAUGUAUCAACGGAAAUGACAACAAUUUAUUGGAAUCAUGGUGGUAAAAAAGUUCAAAUCACUGGCGAAUUUGAUAAUUGGACAGGAUCUAUGGAAAUGGUACAGGAUGAUAAAGACCCGAAUCGUUUUGUCAUUCAUAUUCCAUUGGAGUUAGAUAAAGAAAUUGAAUAUAAAUUUAUAGUGGAUGGAGAAUGGAGAUAUGCCUAUGAGUUACCUCAUCGUAGAGAUUGGCGCAAGUAUAUGAGCAAAUAG